Molecule: messenger RNA, 2612 nt
Organism: Trichobilharzia regenti
Lineage: Eukaryota; Metazoa; Platyhelminthes; Trematoda; Strigeidida; Schistosomatidae
Source: the annotation of a GenBank genome assembly
GAUGACCUUAAGCAGUGCGCCAAAUUCCUCACCGGAGUCCUACUAGCUAGACAUUUUUGUGCUUAGUUUGGAAUACUCUAGUUACUUGUGACUAUGGCAACGAAUCCAGAAGAACUUUUGUCAAGUGUGUCCAAGGCUUAUUACCCUACUGAUCCUCAUUCUUACGAACAAUGGGUGACUUACAUCAACAAAAUGGAAGAGAAAGUUAGGUCAAUGGGAAUAGAUGAAGAUAUUCCUAAAGUUCUUUUAGGAGUAUAUGAAGACGCUGUGAAUAAUUUGGAAAUUGACUGGACUAAUGAGACGUUCUCUAUAAUUUCUUUCCGAAGAGCGGUUCUCGAUGUGUUCGAAAAUGGUAGAAACAGUUUCGCAUAUCUUACUUCAUUUGCUCUAUAUGGAUGGAAAAAUAUUCACUUAAUUGUAGGCCUAGCUCAUCAGUAUUGCAUGAAUGGUGAUAAAGCCAAAGCGAAAUGGGUAUUAAAUGCGUUAAAGAAGCGUUAUGAUAGUACUGGAGUAGAAUUACUCCGCAAAGCAGAGAAUUUGGUGGACAACGAUGGCGACUUCAAGCCAUUAGUGGGUCCAUUCUACUACUUACCAUACUCUAGACCCCCGGAUAUAAAUGCCGAAUUGAGUCCAGCUAAACCUUCUGCGACAUCAGAAGAGAUUCUUUCCAAUGGUGAAAAUGCAUCAAUUGUUCGUCUGACUGCGGAAAUGGAUCGAAAAAUGCUGAUCAGUGAAUUCAAGGAUUCAAUGAACUGUACAUCACUUUACACUCCACCAGAGCUCAUUCAAAUUGAUAUGCAAGAUUCAGCCGAAAAUCCGGGACGAAAUUCGUCUUUUGAACCGUGUUCUUCGUCCACUGUUUCAGUGUCUGUGGAAUUUGAUGAACGUUCACCUCUCCGUGGUUGCGAUGGAUUUGGAAGUGGGGCACAACACCAUUCUGUGGGUGUACAAACCGACUUAGAAGAUGCGGAAAAGAAUGAAGUCAUGGUUGGAAGUGAAUUCUAUCGAAUAAUUGGUAGAUUAGGUGAAGGCGGUUCAUCUGUGGUGUAUUCAGCUUUGGAUGGCAGUUUCAAUCCUUGGGCGAUUAAAGUAGUCACAUUGAAGCGUGGUAUUUCGAAGGAGUGUGUCACCUCCUACCUACACGAGAUUGAAAUGCUCAAACGUUUUCAGAAAAGCGAUAGGAUUAUUCGAUUGAGAACAUAUCUACAAACGCCUGAGCUUAUUAUUUUGGUAUUGGAGAAAGGGGAAUGUGAUCUGAGUAAAAUUAUUAUUGAAUAUGCUUCUAAAGGAAGUAGUACAACGUCUUCAUUCGUUAGUCGUAUGCCGACAACAGCUGUUAUACUCUACUGGGAUCAGAUGUUAAGAUGUGUGAAAGAACUUCAUGAUCUAGGCAUCGUUCACUUAAACUUGAAACCACAGAACUUUAUUUUAUUGGAGGGUCAAUUAAAACUUAAAGGCUUUAAAGCUAGUCGAAUACUCCCUUACAAAUCAUCAACAUUGAAUGAACGGAUGCAUUUGGAAGCUGUACCGUAUAUGAGUCCAGAAGAGUUGAAGAAAAGGCCAAAGCGUAGACCAACAUAUAGAUGGGGUUGUUUUUCAGAGGAGAAAAAGAAUACAGAACUUAAGAUUGGUAGGAAAUCUGAUGUCUGGUCGUUGGGAGUAAUCCUGUAUCUAAUGAUUUAUGGGAGGACACCAUUUUCACAGAAAACGGUAGAAGCACGUAUACAAGCGAUAAUCGAUCCAACUAUGAAAAUCCCUUUUCCAGCUAUCAAUAAUAAUUGGUUUCAAAAAGAUCACAAAAAAGAUGCCAGAAGGAUUGUCAAAUUAUUAUUAUUAUUACCCUUAUGGAUUCCGAGUAUAACACAGGGCUUCCAAGAGAACAUUUCAAUUGUGUCCUUUUAGGCUGUGUUAUGUACUCGUUGUCAAUAUAUGUUAUGGGGUCGUUGCCGAUAUUAUGGUGUGUGACUGAGUAUAAAUGUGCGCCUGAUGUGAGAUAUAACGGACGAUAACAUACAGACUGGUACUGCUGAGUACUUAAUUUGUCCUGAAGCGAAGAGGCGAAUCAGAAGACCACCUACUUUCACGAAGAUAUGUUUAUUUUCCAAUAAGGGAAAAUUAACUGUCACAUCACACACAAGAGUGUAAGUGAAAAAGGUACUAAAGAGUGCCAAAGGUGUAUGAAACAGUGUAUUAAAAACUCUACAAUACAAGAGUAUGCAUGAAAAUGUGUAUUGGGAAAACCACCUGGGAGUAUUGAACAGCUGUAUAUACUGUUGGAGAGUCCCAAACUAGGACGAAACAGCUGUCCAAUACUCCCAAGUGGUUUUACAAUACUUCUCUAACUGAUGUGUCAACUCAUGAUGACAGCCUUCAACUAAUCUUGCAGUGAUUAUUUGGCAGUAAGGUGGUGGCAGGUGGGUAAGUAGGUAAGAAUUAUUUUUUAAUCAAAACAACGUCGUGAGAAGCAUCACUUCUUUUUUUUCACGUCUUUUAUACUUUAGCUUACAUAGAAGCGUAAUUAUAUACCAUGUGGUUUAUGCAGAAUUGUUUACAUUUUUGUUUUUUGUAUCAUUACUACUUUCUUAAAGGCCUUGGAAGAAUGUUUAUCUCGA